AUGACAGAAUUACGUAAUCCCGUACGUCUGGUGACAAUCGAGGUAGUAGGCAACCUGUACAGCGACACCCUGUUCCAUCUUUCGCCGAGUUCGGCAAUCAUUGGCCAGCCUCGUUUCUCGCAGGCCGAGUACACCGUUCACGUCGACGAAGGCUUGCCGGCCAACACUCCGUUGCUUCGUCCCUGCGUCUACAGUCCGGGCCUGGGACUGCGCUACACCUGUCCAUCGAAUCCACAGCCAACCUCAGCUCCGUCGUCUUUGGUAGACGAGGCCGUCGGCGUGUCAUCAGUCAGAAAGUUGACCAUUGCCGAUCAGGUCGAGGGACUGGUUGACGAGGCCGACGCAUUUGAGUUCUUCCUCGAGGAGGAAGAAGUGGCGGCAACCGAUGAGGAGAUCGUAGAAGAGGGUGAAGACAACCUUGGCCAGGACGAUCGCGGAGGAGAAGACCAAUUUCUGAACGGAUAUGAGUCAGCUGAUCCAGCCGAAUGGCGAGGAUCAAGCUGGCUGACCCGGGUCGGACCUAGGUCUGGUAGUCCACGUGCCCUGUUUACUAGCCCCGGCCUCGGAACAGCCGCAGCUGGUCCAGCCGUUCGGAUGGCCGGGCAGAGAGGCAAUUUUCAGGUGGACUUAAGCACUGGUCUGGUGUCAACUUUGCUCCCACUCGACUUCUACUCAAGUCGAGAGCACCGUAUUCGUCUGAAGGCUAUCCCAAAAGUGGCUCCAGAACUCUUCAUUGCCUGUCGGUGA
Protopolystoma xenopodis is the source of this 747-nucleotide messenger RNA. NCBI's taxonomy places the organism in Eukaryota, Metazoa, Platyhelminthes, Monogenea, Polystomatidea, Polystomatidae. The record is from the annotation of a GenBank genome assembly.